CGCAUACGAGUAACACAAAAUUUGCAUUCAAUGAUAUUGCACAAUUGGUGAAACUUGAUUUCUGUGUCGAAACUUACCACAUCAAAGUCUUACCUGACUGCAGCAAAACAUUUUGACRAGAACAAAAGCUACCAACGAAGAAUGUGGACUAGCGAACAAACGCAGCAGCAGCUAAGACGGGCCGUCAAAGAAUCGCAGGAAGCGGAUCAARGCUCUCUUGCUCUGUCGUCUUCAAACCCAUACGACGAGGAAAAAGGGCCAUCRUCCCUCAACCGAGAUGAAAGAGGCUACGUCGAUGCAUUGGGAAAUCCCAAUUCCAUGUACAAUUUCAACAAUGRCACCGUAGAUCCGAAUUCAAUCGAAGCAGAGGAGUUACGGAAUAUAGAACAUGCCCUGGCCCAUCAACAACGGGUUCGCAACAACAAACGCCUGGAACUCAGUACCGACUUUUUGGCCGAUCUGAGUUUCUUUUUCGGUUCCACCAUGUACCUUUGGUUGGCAGUAAGCCAGUCGAAGGACGUCCUUUUUUCUGAGGACACAAUAGGAGAUGACAGCGGGAGUGGCGACAAAGGAUUGUUCCUGGACGACCAGGUCUUGUUUUCGUUCCGUGGUGGCGAGUCGAAGGUCACUCUGUACAUUUUGUAUGGAUUUUCCUCGGGACUGCUCAUGUUUGCGUCGGGAUUUCUUCGCCUAUUUACCACURCCUUCAGCCCCACCGACAAGAUUCCCUGCGUGAUGAUGUUGUUAGCGGCGUUCUUYGCCAUGGUUUCGAGCGCACUCAUGGUGAGCCAGCCGGUCUGGUCCAACAGGUGCUACAGCAUCGCUAUUCACUUGUUUGCACUGCAGGCAGCCACUCUGCUGCUGUGGCGGACGACAUCCCCGGGGGGUCUAGCGGGAGUUCCAUGGACACGCCUCGUCGGCGACUGUUUGUUUUUCAUAGCGACUCUUGGUGGAAUCGCUCUGAGUUAUCUUUACGUCUUUGAGGCUACCGAUCGGCUUCCCUUUGCCUCUGAGUAUCUGGUUGUUUUUUCYUACAGCGUUUGGUGGGUGUCCUCUGUCGUCUACUUGUCUCAAACAACGUGCCUCCUAAUCCGCCGUGAAAAACAACAAAAGGCGUCCCGUGGCACCCAAAUACGAUGCGGUUGCUGCCACCGGCGACGCGAUGCCGAGGAAGGUGGUGACGAGGGAARCCUACAAAAGUCACUUCCUCAGGAGGAUACCCAGAGUACCAACGAAGACGGCAACGAAGUGGAAGAACAUUAUCAAAGACACUCCAAUGGCCACCAAAGAAUUGGGAACGAAAAURUUGGUGCCCCUGAUGAUGAACAAAGUGUUAUGAGUCUGUGGACCGCCGGACCAGGACCUGAGAACAAGGAGCAAAUUGCUUCGAGCAGCCUGGACAAUAUUUUUGGCAGGUCUACGUAGCAAUGCAGCUGUAAGUAUAUCCGAGAGKGAAACAACAGGCUUGCACAAUUCCUUUUUCCUGCCAGGUUCCGAAUAAUUGGGGUUUAGUUGGUUUUGGUCCCCCACCCUUGCUUCGUUCAUAGUUAUUCUCUACCAACACUUUUCCAYGCAAAACAAUGACUAAGACGCCUCUGGUAUCCAUGUUUUUUUUUCAGCCAUAUACUCAUUCGGCCACUGGACGCACUGUACUUCUAUAUCUCUAACAAAACCUAAAAAAUUAACAGAACAAUGUUUGACUUGACUAUACCGAACGAGAUGUUUAAGACAUAUAAUCCUUUCGUCAGCAUCAACCUAAUUCCAAAAUAAUGUAUGGAAGGCUUGUCUUUUUAAACCUCUGGGAAGAAUCAAUAAUAACRAGUGAUCUGA
This is a messenger RNA of Pseudo-nitzschia multistriata, 1830 nucleotides long. NCBI's taxonomy places the organism in Eukaryota, Bacillariophyta, Bacillariophyceae, Bacillariales, Bacillariaceae. The record is from the annotation of a GenBank genome assembly.